Molecule: messenger RNA, 3072 nt
Organism: Hydra vulgaris (swiftwater hydra)
Lineage: Eukaryota; Metazoa; Cnidaria; Hydrozoa; Anthoathecata; Hydridae
Product: coiled-coil domain-containing protein 186
Biological process (GO): vesicle cytoskeletal trafficking
Cellular component (GO): trans-Golgi network
Molecular function (GO): small GTPase binding
Source: RefSeq, a predicted model, not a curated record
UGCUGUCCGUGUGUAAACACUAUAUUAUUGUCAUUUAUUUGAUUAUUUAGACUUUUAGCAAAUUCUAUUUCAGAAAAAAACAAUUUAGUUUUUGUUAGUUUUAAGUUAUAUCUAAAUUUGAAGCGAAAAAAAUAAACUGGAUGUAUUGAGAAGAAAUGUUUUUAUAAAUAGUUAAGAUAAUAAACUGCAAAUUUUUGGGCUAAAAAACUCAAAAAGAUGGUGCAAAAUAUUUACGUCGAUCUACUAUCACUGAUCUAAAUCACCGAUAAAAAAUAUUUUAAAAUGGAAUCAUUUUGCAGUGCAUCUGACUCUGAAUUAUUAGAAGAAUAUUUAAAGAAAGUUCAAACUGAAUUGGUUGUAAAUAAUGAUCAAAAUCACAUAGUCACUAAAAAGAAUCUUUAUGAACAAGGAAAUAUAAACAUUCAAACAGACUUCCAAGUUAAUGGAUCAGAUAGUGUUUCAGAAAAUUUAGAUAUAAAAAAAAAUAUUGAAGUAAUGUUAAAAAUUUUAGCAGAGUUUAAAUUUUUAAAAGAAAAGUAUUCACAACUUGAAAAUCAUGUUCAGCUUAAAGUACAGGAUUUUCAAUUGAAAACAUUAGAAUAUGAAGAAACUAUACAAAGAAUAAAAACAGAAAACAUAAGCUUAGUCACACAAGUAAAUACAGAGGAGUUUACAGAAAAAGAAUCAACACAAAUACUAAAGAAAACUAUAGAAAAUCUUGAGAAAGAAUUAUUGCAACAAAAGUGUAUUACUAAUGAUACCAUUGAUAAAUUGUCUGCACAUGAUGCUGCUGCUAAACGUGCAAUAUCAAUUAUGCAAAAAGAAAAUAGUACAAAAAUUGAUCAGAUAACAAAGAUGUACGAUGACUGUCAAAAAGAAAAAGAAGAUUUAAAUGCUAAAAUUUCUAAAGUUGAAGAUGAGUAUAUAAUAAAAAUAUCUAAAUUAGAAUCAAUUAUUGAGGAUUUACAAAAAUGUUCUGUUCUACAAAUAAAAAAGACAGCUGGACAGAGUCAGGAAGUUGAAAAAUUGCGUGGCCAAUUAAAAAGCAAGGAAUCUGAUCUUACUAAAUUGACAACUAUUAAUGAAAAUCUUGAGAAUCAAGUUUCGAAACUUAAUAAAAAAAUUGACCAACAGAAACAAGAAAUUGAUGGAUAUGAAACUAAAAUAAACUGGGCUCAAAAUAAACUUAAAACAGAAUUAGAGGCACAUAAGGACUCAAAAAAGCAGAUUAGUAUACUUACUGCAAAACUACAAGAAUCAAAAGAAGAAGGAAGCCAAAUAAGACAAAAUUGUCAAGAAAUGAUUGAAAGAUAUCAGGCUAAUGAAGAAAUUGAAUCUGUACGUCUGAAAAUUGAAGCAAAAGAGAAAGACCAACGAAUUAAUGAAUAUCGUGAAAUAAUUGAAUCUUUUAAUAAUAAAGAAGAACAAUACAAAGCACAAAUUAAAAUUUUAGAACGAAAAUCAAAUGAUAUUCUUGAAGAAAAUUUGCAAUACAAAGACAUGGUUUUAAAACUUAAUGAAAAUAAUUUGUCGCUUGAAAAUAUUCUUAAUGAGAAAGAAAAGGAUUGUGCAGAAAUGAAGUGCAAGAUUGAUGAGUUGAAUGAUAAACUGGAAGUCUUGAAUAAUUUAAAAGAUAAUUGCACAAGAUUAGAAAAAGAAUUGUUGGAUCAAUUGCAGCAAGACCAAAUUAACAAAAAGCAUAUCAAUGAACUUGAAAAUGAAAUUGCAUUUUACAAAGAAAAGCAACAAGAAUUAAUGGCAUACACACAAUCAUUGACCGAAAAUAAUGUUGCUUCAAAGUCCAAAGUUGCAGAACUACAUGCUAAGCAAAUUGAAAAAGAAGAUACUUUGGUUAAACAGAGUUUACUAAUUUCGGAAAAAGAAGCUGAAAUAGAACUUCUUGUAAAUCAAAGAAAUGAACUUUUACAUCAAGUUGAUGAAUUGAAGAAAACACUGGAUCAAAAAAACUUUUCAGUUAUUGAACUUUCGGAUCUAUUAAACCAAGCAAAUGAUGACUUGAAAAUUAUCAAGAAAAAAAAUGCAGCUCAGUUAAAGGAUUUACAGAAACAUCUCUCAGUAACAACCAAAAAAAUUGAUAAAUUAGAAAGCGGAUCAACUGAAAAUCUCCAUGCAAAGUCUAACAUUUCAUCAAACGGAUCCCUUGAAAAAUUGUUGAGUAAUUCACCUCAGUCAUCUUCAGAUCCACUUAUGAUUUCUGAUGAUCACUACAUCAGUCAACCACGUCGAGGGCAAAACCGAAGUGUUGGAGAUAUUGAGAUCGAUAAACAAGUUUUAAUUGAACGUAUUUGUAAACUUCAACGAAUACAUGCAAAACGCAAUGAAAAAAUUGACUUUCUUAAUGAGCAUAUUUUACAUUUAACUGAAGAUCUACAGAAAAAGACUAGAAUUAUUCAAUUUUUUUUGCAUAAAGAAGAAGCAGGAUCGCUUUCUCCAAAUUUAUCAGAUAAAAUUAAGGCUAAAGUUAGUCAGCAUGGUGGAGUAAUGGCAUCUGUAUAUUCUGCUCGACCUAAUGACAAAGCCAUGACUUUAGAGCUUUCACUUCAAAUAAACAACAAACUCCAAGCUGUCCUUGAAGAUACAAUAUUAAAGAAUAUUAUGUUAAAGGAAAACUUAGAUACUCUAGGCAGUGAGAUUGACAAACUGCAGAAUGAAAUGCGUUCUUCGAAAAAAUAGACUUUUAUUUAAUUCAAUUAAGCGAUGGCUAUGGACCUUUAUUUAUUCUGAAUUAUUUGUUCAUGGUUUUAUUUCUUUUACCCCCUUACUAAAUGAUUCAAUAACAUUCUUCGUAAUUUUUUAAAAAGUCAAAAUAAUUUAUUGCUGUUUUUCAAGAUAUCGAUUUUUAUUUUAUUUUUUAUAAAUGGAGUAUAGACAUAUAAUAAUGCUUUGUUUAUUCUGGCGACUCUUUUGGUUGUUUUUGUUAAAUUGGUAUUAUACUAUAAUGAUUGUAAAUGGUAAAUAGUGAAUUUGUAAAUAUUUUUAUUUUUCAAAUUGUUUGUAAAAAAAGAUUUGUAAAACGGAAACUACGGAAAUAAAUUAUUUUGUAAGGUUAAA